CGCGUCACGCAGAGGCCCGGCGGCCAGUGCCCGGCGGCGUGCGGCGACCCGCUGACCGACGACAGAUGGGCCAACGACGGGCGCCCUGUGGCCGUGGGCGGCAGGAUGACUAUGAGGACGAGAGCGAGUAUGAUUCACUGGAUGAUUUUGUGGUGGACGACGAGGACGAGAGCCGGUAUCGCGUGGGGGCGAUCCGCGAGAUGUUUGGUGUGCGCUACCGUGAUGUAGACGACGACGAUGAUUACAAUAUGGAGAGCUCAGCCAUGCAGCAGAUGAGCGAGGAGCGGCGGAGCGCCAAGAUUGGCAAGCUCGAGGACAAGCGCGAAGAGGAGCGUCUGGCCGCCGAGGAGAGGGAGCGUGAGCGCAGGAUGCGCAUGCGCCGGUAAUAAAACCCCCCACUGUAGGCUUUAAUGAGGCAUUUCAUGGGACGUUUUGUGGAAUGCCGCUGGAGUGGCGGUGGCAAGAUAGUGUGUGCGAUGGAGCCUGGCAUGGCUGAGAUACUUUUGGCAACAUUUUUUAUGGUACAAAUCAACUACAUUUAAAAUGCACA
This is a messenger RNA of Linderina pennispora, 550 nucleotides long. RefSeq lists its product as uncharacterized. Bases 66 to 386 code for a protein of 106 amino acids. Gene Ontology annotation, cellular component: nucleolus. The transcript has a single exon. NCBI's taxonomy places the organism in Eukaryota, Fungi, Kickxellomycota, Kickxellomycetes, Kickxellales, Kickxellaceae. Gene Ontology annotation, molecular function: histone binding; DNA binding. The record is from RefSeq and is a predicted model, not a curated record. Gene Ontology annotation, biological process: nucleosome assembly; regulation of DNA-templated transcription.